UUUGAAUGCAGAGCAGAAGCCAUGGCUCAAGGAGGAAGCAUCUGAUGGGAUCUCCUCUGCACCUGCCUGGCAGCUCAGAGCAGCCCUUCUGAACAGGCUGCUUCUUCAGUUACCUGAACUUCUGGUGGCAGGAGCCACCUUCAUAUUUGUCUUGUCAGGAUUUAGUCCCAGCAUUAUCAGGUUUGGAGGCUCGUUUUGCAGUGGCUGCACGCUGCCACCAUGGCACCCAGGCUCCCGGGAAUGGGGCCCUUCUCCCUCCUCAGCCUUGGAGUCCUGCUCCUGCUCCUGGCUCUCCCUGCUGAUGCUGGGCUCUCUCAGAAGCACGUCUCAGACGUGGUGGAUGACAGCAAGGACAACAUCACCAUUUUCACACGCAUCCUGGACCGGCUCCUGGACGGCUACGACAACCGCCUGCGGCCCGGCCUCGGAGACAGUGUAACUGAAGUCAAGACAGACAUUUACGUGACGAGUUUCGGCCCUGUCUCGGACACAGACAUGGAAUACACCAUUGACGUCUUUUUCCGGCAGUCCUGGAGAGAUGAAAGGCUGAAGUUUGAUGGUCCCAUGAAAAUCCUUCCCCUGAACAACCUGCUGGCCAGCAAGAUCUGGACUCCUGACACGUUCUUCCACAACGGGAAGAAAUCUGUUGCCCACAACAUGACCACCCCCAACAAGCUGCUGCGCCUGGUGGACAACGGCACCCUGCUGUACACCAUGAGGCUGACCAUCCACGCCGAGUGCCCCAUGCACCUGGAGGACUUCCCCAUGGACGUGCACGCCUGCCCCCUGAAAUUUGGGAGCUAUGCCUACACAAAGACAGAGGUGAUCUACACCUGGACCCUGGGGAAGGACAAAUCUGUGGAAGUAGCCAAGGGUGGAUCCCGCCUGAACCAGUAUGACCUGCUGGGCCACGUGGUUGGCACGGAGAUGGUUCGAUCCAGCACAGGGGAAUAUGUCGUGAUGACCACGCACUUCCACCUCAAGAGGAAGAUUGGGUACUUUGUGAUCCAGACCUACCUGCCCUGCAUCAUGACUGUCAUCCUGUCCCAGGUCUCCUUCUGGCUCAACAGGGAGUCUGUCCCUGCCCGCACGGUUUUUGGUGUCACCACGGUGCUCACCAUGACCACACUAAGCAUCAGCGCCAGAAACUCCUUGCCCAAGGUGGCGUACGCGACGGCCAUGGACUGGUUCAUAGCCGUCUGUUACGCCUUUGUGUUUUCUGCGCUGAUCGAGUUCGCCACCGUCAACUACUUCACCAAGCGCAGCUGGGCCUGGGAUGGCAAGAAGGUGCUGGAGGCCCAGGAGAUGAAGAAGAAAGAGCCGGUGGCGCUGGCCAAGAAAACCAACAACACCUACAACAUCGUUGGCACCACCUACGCCCUGAACAUCUCCAAGGAGCCCGGCCUGCCCACCAUCUCCAAGAGUGCUGCUGCCACUGCCACGGCCGCCAGCGUGCCCCCCAAGCUGCCCCGCCUGGAGGAGAAGCUCCCCGAGAGCAAGAAGACCUACAACAGCGUCAGCAAGGUAGACAAGAUGUCCCGCAUCGUCUUCCCAGUGCUCUUUGCCAUUUUCAACCUGGUCUACUGGGCCACCUAUGUGAACCGGGAGUCAGCUAUCAAGGGAAUGAUCCCCAAACAGUAAAACAGGUCACACAAACCUUCCAUCUGUCAGCAUCAUCCCAGCAGGAAUUCUCCAGGGCUUUCUUCUUUUCUUGUUUGGUUUAAUUAUUAUUGUUCAUUUGAUAUUAUGAUUAUGGUUAUUAUGAUUAUUAUUAUUAUUAUGUCACUCUUUUAUAAUGUAAACAAAACUGUGAUUUUAAUUUAAUCCCAUAUAUACUUUGGUUUGGUUUACUUUGAUGAUGAAAGCUAAAAAAAAAUAAUAAGGGAUCAUAACAAGUUGUGCCUCUAACAUCUGAAGUCUGCUGUCACCCAUCUGACCAAGUCCCCCUGUGCUGCCAUCUCUCCUCUGCCACCUCCUGUGGUCCCCAUGGUCUUCAUGCCUCUGCCAUUUCAUGCUCCUUCUCCUGUGGGAUGGGCUGCCCUGGCAUGGGAGAUGCUCCUGGACACCUGGCUGCAGGCUGUGCCACUCACUCAGCCUGGCUCCUGCACCCGGGCUGUGAGUGCAGGUGAGCUGGUCACCUGUGGGGACAGGGGAGCAGCCUGGCAUGGGCCAGCUGGGGCAAUCCUACCACUGCUGUGGUCCCCAGAGCCAUUGCAGGGGUGGCAGCCUCUUGUAGUUAUUUCAGGUCUUCUUCCUCUCUGUCUUCACCAAACCCAGCUGGGUUUGUCUCUCCAGACCAGAAAGGCCCUGUCUGGCCGACAUCCUGCACUGUUGGGGCAGUUUGUGUUAGCAGGAAGUGUGGUUCACACCAGAGAAUUCAUUUUUCUCAGCCAGGAAGUCCAGGCAGAAGCUUUACAAAGCCUUGGAGGAGAUGGCAGCUGUGGGGCUGCAUGCACCCAGCAUCAGGCCUGGCAACCACAGAGCUCCUGCUCAGGGGGAUGGUCUGGCACUUCCUUAUGGCCCCAUCAACUCAUCCUUCUUAGUAGG
Messenger RNA from Melozone crissalis (California towhee), 2547 nucleotides. Its product is annotated as gamma-aminobutyric acid receptor subunit alpha-3-like. Gene Ontology annotation, biological process: signal transduction; nervous system process; synaptic transmission, GABAergic. Bases 220 to 1641 code for a protein of 473 amino acids. Gene Ontology annotation, cellular component: postsynapse; neuron projection; synapse. Lineage: Eukaryota; Metazoa; Chordata; Aves; Passeriformes; Passerellidae. Gene Ontology annotation, molecular function: transmitter-gated monoatomic ion channel activity involved in regulation of postsynaptic membrane potential; GABA-A receptor activity; inhibitory extracellular ligand-gated monoatomic ion channel activity. The record is from RefSeq and is a predicted model, not a curated record. The transcript has 11 exons.